AUGAGUGAAGAUGGUCUCUUUUAUUUUGAGGACAAUGAACAGGACUUGCACGUUUCGACCUUUUCACUUUGCAUGUCCCCUGCCAAAUCGCCAACACCUUCUUCCUAUUCAACUUGUUCGUCUGACUCUUUCACUUCAUCAGCCUAUUCUUCUUGCUCCUCGUUGUCGGACUAUUCGUCUCGCAGUGCAAUUUGCAACAACUUUCGAUGUUGGGUCACUGAUCCACCCAAGAAGAAUCGAGAUAGCCAGGAUGAGAUCAGUGAAGAUGACGCUAACACCUCCCUGAUGGAAGAAACUCCGCAGCUCAUUCUCUCUUCCCAUUGUGAAGUUAAGCCCAAAGUGUAUCGCUCAGAGUUCAAUGUAUGUAUUACACUACACAAACUUAGCAUUUGUUUAUAUUUUUCUUUAUUUCUAAAUUGUCAAUCUGCAAACCAACAUUCUUGUAUACAUUCUGCCUGUUUUAUUUUGAGUAUUUUUUAG
Molecule: messenger RNA, 480 nt
Organism: Acanthosepion pharaonis
Lineage: Eukaryota; Metazoa; Mollusca; Cephalopoda; Sepiida; Sepiidae
Source: the annotation of a GenBank genome assembly